UCUAGUACCAGUGCUCUAGGAAACAUUAAUGACAGCAAGAAAAGAUGGAUGGUGUUUGGUCUUGCACUGAAGGACUUAGUGGACCAAAUUCAAACUUUUGUAGAAAAGGAAGUUCAAAAGGAUUAUGUCAAUCUUAAAACCAGUCAUGGCAUUGAUUCUCAGAGCUCAUCUGGUCGACUGAAGAAAUGGAGUUCCACUUUUCUGAAGUAUGAAAACAUCAAAGGCAAUGAUGCUGUACCCAAGCUUCAUGGGAAGUUUAAUUAUGCUAAAUUUGACUGCCGCAUAAUGUCACAUGUGAACUAUUCAAAGCUGUACUUAGAGAACUACAUGGCCAAGUUCACAGUGUUUGAUGAACACUGUGAUGCCUCUGCUGUGCUUAACUUGCUUGGUAGAGUUCCAGUGUUUUCUCUUGCUGCGCAGAGUGCUGCACGUAAUGUUCGGCGAGACAGAAAUGCCUGGGCUCACUGUGCAUUCCAAGACUGGGAUCCUGCAAAGUUUCAGCAGUGUUUUCAAGACAUGAAAAGGUUGGUGAAUGCUCUGGGUCUGCCAGAUGAAACAAAACUCUUAGCAGAUCUCAACACCUGGGAGAAAACAGGUACUAACAGACAUAAUCUGAAUAAAAGUCUGCAAUAUCCAUGGGAACAUCCCUACUUGGCUUCAUCCCCACUAGGCUUCAUUGUGGUGGGAAAAGUUUUAGGAAAGCUUUUAGGAUCUUAGCUUUCGAUUGAAGGAAAAGUAGGUGGGUAGUGGAACAAGAUUUUAUGGGAAUUUUUGGGUCAACUUUACAUGUUUUUUUUUUUGCCCUUUUCUCCGGUCUUCUUCACUGAACCAUGCUCAUUCUGCUAUGGUUUGAAAGAUCUUUUCCCCAUACACAAGUCAGAUGACAAAGUUUUCUUUCACCGUUAAAACUGAUGACGUCACAAGCGAUAGAAGGGGCGUGGAUCCGCACGGGCGGUUUAGAGGCGAAUGGAUUAACGGGUCAUUUGUUUUUCUUUGUUUUUCUUUGUUUUUUUUUUUGUUUUUGGCCAAGGUGACAAGGCAUCAGCUAUUUUAAGCAAACGAUAUUAUUAUCUUGCUACCAAACGCGCAAAAUAUUGUAACAUAACAGUUACUGGAACAUCAACUCUUUCCAAGCAAAACCCAAACAGAAAGUCUGAAGCAAAAAGUACAGCACAAUUACAAAUGACUUUUAACUCAUUUUACCUACACAUGUAAACCAAAAUGUUCUGCCACUUUUCACUGUAAUCAAAUUGUUUGACAGUACAUACUUAAAUAACCCGUAGUAAACACAUAGGGAACUUCAGCAUCGGCGAAGGCGACGGCAGCAAAAAUGUCACUUUUGUCACUCAGGUUUUGAAAAUGAAACGAAAACUCGCCGUCGUGUGUUUACGACCUCUAUAACACAUCGAAUAAGGAAAUUUCACGUCGUGGUCGUACAGUGACGGCGAAGAAAUGAGGGGCCCAACGUCAAUUUUCGGAAAAUAUCAGUUCGGAAGACGAUUUGAGAUCUAGAAUUUUCGGAACAUUUGUUGAGGAUUUUCGAACAUCUAAAGCAUUGUAUAAUUGCCCAUUUAAAACGGAUUUUUACCCUAAAAAGGUCACUUAGAAUUUUCGGGAGCUUUUUUUCUGGCUGAAAUUUUCAUGCGGAAAGGGAAGUUCUGGUCCCUAUAAUUUUCGGAUCACUAUAGACUUUCAGCUAGGAAAUCCGAACAGAUAAAAAAUUUUUAGGGGAUAAAAAAUAUGCCUAUAUCUACCGUUUAAAUACUAAAAUACGUUUAACAAUGCUAUGUUUAAGUGGUUUUGAACUAUAUUCUCGUUGGGUGCCCCUAAGGAAUGUAGGAAAACGUGUGCUCCACCUGCAGAAUUGUCGUUUUGCUAAUCUAAACCUUUUUUGUCUGACGUUGUCGUUGCAGUCGCCUUCGUCGUGGUCGUUGCGAAUUUCUACUAAGGCUGUUUCGCUAUACUGGAUAACUUUCGCGCCGGUACGAAACCCAUACCCGAUAGCGGCUUCUGUUCACACAUAAGAACCGUCACUUCGGCGCGAUUUCUGUGACGGAACGAAGCUGCGCCGCGCCGAUCUCGAAGGAGCGUGACAUAUCGGAUAGUUUGCUGCUAUUGUUUGUUGCAGUCUGAGCACCUGCUCGGCCCGUGGCGGAAAUACAUAAGUAGGAGCGAGGCCUGAUACCCACUGAGACGGAAGUAAACAUUCAGGAGGGAUGGCUUGGAAUUUAGUGCAUCAAACCGUCUCGGCCAACUGCCCCGACACGAUAUUCGAUGUGUGUGAACGACUUGCGCCGCCUCGGGUCGUUGCUGUUCACACUGUAUAGGAUAGCUUUUCGUGGCGACAGGAAGAGUUCUCCAGUAUAGUGUGAACAUGGCCUAAAUCUGCAGUUUGAGUUAAAAUAAAGCUUCUCUUAAUGAAAACAAUGGUAGACAUUACGUGCAGUAUAAUUCAGUGUUGAGAUAGUAAUGAAUCGUAAUGUAGUUAAACUUCUACUAUUUCUUGUUUGCCAGGGACCGUCGCUUUGUAUGAAUCCUUCUGUGGACGCAGCGUUAUUACAGAUGGUACAACAGCAUGUUAAUAAGCUGAUAGCUGAUGUCGACAAUAUGGCGUUUGAAGUGGAGUGCGACAGAGAGACAGUAGAGAUUGCACUGCAAGAUGUGGCUGGUGAUCUGAAGAAACUGGAAAAACGCAUCUCAGUUGUUGAGAAUGAAAAUAAAGGAUUAAAACGCAGUAUGGAAAGCUUUCAAGAUGAACAGAGAGCUUUGGGAGAAAAGUUCAAGUCACUAAAGUCAGACCAUGAUUUUGUACAGCAACGAGUAACACAAGUGGAAGAGCAACUUAGAUCUCCUCUUCCUCAAGUCAGCAUUGGUAAAUAGAAUUAUUCUUAUUAUCUUUCAAACUUUUACCUCUGUCUAUUUUUGUUUAAUCCAGUAAUGUUUGAUUGGAUGAUAUUGGAAAACAUAUCCAAAAUACAAAAGGCGAUAAAUGCAAACCUACAGUUAAAGCUUAAAAAUUCUUUAAAAUAAUGGAAAUUAAUAUUCGAGAUAAAUCUACUUUUGAGCAAAACAUGACGCGGUCUGCCCAUUAAAUGACUAAAAGACGUAAAAUUAUCCAAAACUUCAACAUUCACUCAAUUUUGUGCAAACAUUAUAGACAACUCAGUUUCGAUGGACAACAAUGAAUUUACGCGAUUCUAUAGUACACUGAUCAAUUGCAGCUCUGAAAAUUUUAAUAGAAGUAAAUCUAUCUACGAAUUUUGAUAUAGCGUAUUCAUUCGAAUAAGCGCCCAGCCUCGAAUAAGCGCCCACUCUCAAGGUCCAAAAAUUUAAUAAGUGCCCAGGGUGGUUAAUCGAAUAAAUACGGUAUCUAGCCGAGCCGAUUUUUUGAAAACCAACCUAUCGAAAUUUGCAGUCAUUUGAGUUAAAAGGCGUCAAAAGGCAGGUUUUUUGGGCUCGAUAAGCUGCAAAUCACACUAACGAAGGAAAAAGAAGGGGGACUGAGAAAGAGCGAGGAGGAAGAAAGGAGGAAAAGAGAAAAAGCAGUGGCUGCACCCAUACUUUUUAUAAUGGCUACUUUAAAAACUGUACGACACAGAAAGGUCCAUUUGGCGAUAACGUUUUCAAACACCCGGCUAGAUAUACAUUUCUGUUUUUCGAAAUCGCACAUGUGUAGCUGUCUCGAGCGGUUUGAUGUACGUGAUGUUAAAGAGACAUUUUUGAAACGAAUUAGAAUUAAAUAUUUGCAGAAACAUCCAGUAAAUAGCUCAUCUUCACUGAUUCCUCACAUAUAGAUUUUUGUGAAACUUCGCAGACCAGAAGACAAGCACUAAAGUAUACGUAGCCUAGUACAUUUCUAGAGGAAAUACGACUUAGGGCUGAAAUUAAUGGGGGAGCAAAAACAAUUGUGACGUCAUUGUCACGUGAUAUUCAUUCGGAUCGCGAAAAAGAUAUUAUAAUAAAGUUCAAUCUCUGUGUAAUUCAUGUGUUAUAAUGGAAUUACAGUAAAGACCAAGCUGUUAACGUAGUACUGUUCCUUUUGCUUGUUCCUAAGAAAAAUUGGAAGUCUAAUAGAAAAGUUUUUUACUCAAGUAAGGAAAUGUGGAUCACUGAAAUGGAAAUCAGCUUUCUUCGUCUAAGCAUUUUGUUUUUUUCCUUUUUGCCCUGUAGAAAUUUCCAAUUUUGAAGCCGAUAUCGCUUUCUUUGCCAAGCGACACGAUCCAGACACGAGAAAGUGGCUAUUUGCAGAUAUUAACAGUUGGUUCCAUGCUCCUGGUGAGUCCAGAGCUUAUGUUCUCCUGGGUGAUGCGGGAGUUGGCAAAAGUGUAAUAGCAGGAGCCCUGGCAAAGCAGGCAAAGGAUGCUGGGUACUUAGGCGCUGCUUACUUUUGUUACUUAGUAGAUGAGACAAGAAAUGAUCCCAGAAUUCUUCUAGGUACUAUAGCUUGUCAGCUUUGUAAAUGUAGUGUUCAAUACAGUAAUAUGGUGGGAGGGGAGGGUGGUGUAAGAAUGACAUUAGCCAAUAGUAAGUUAAGUAUUGUUGGGUUGUUUACAAAACUGUUACAAGAACCUUUAGGUAAGUGCGCGCCUUGUGAACAAAGAAAAUUAGUCAUUAUUGACGCUCUGGAUGAGUCAGAGUACAAGUCCAGGGUCAAUUUUCUUAAUCUGGUUAUGCACCGUUUUCCCCGGCUUCCAAAGUGGCUUUUGUUUUUUAUCACCGGUCGCCCUGAAGAUACCGUGCAGUUCACUCUAAAAUAUAAUGACCCUUGCGUUAAAAUAUGCGUAGGAUACGACAAACAUCUUAAUGUUUAUCAGCAGCACGAGCAGGACAUUAAGCGAUUUUUGGAGAAAAGAGUCGAUUUCUCCUGUCUCCCCUACACUGUCGAAGACGUAGCAAGGAAGUGCAAUGGACUGUUCUUGUAUGCUUUCUACAUGGUGGAAGUGCUAAAUAAUUCAGCAUGUCCAGGUAGCGUUGGUGAACUGACUGAUCUUUUUCCAAGAGGCAUUGAUGAUUUUUUUCAUACCAAUUUUAAGCGGAUUUUUGAUAAAGUGAAAGCAGAUCUCUUCACAACUUUGUUCGGCUGUGUUUUAGCUUCUCCUUCUCCUAUUCCGCGGUCAUUUAUUUCAUUCCUUCUAAAGAGAGAAAAAUCGCACCUGGACGAACAAGAAGUUAUUGACACCGUUUCAAUAUUUUUGGUACGCGGAGCUUCUGAUCAGACUUUUACCUUUCUUCACAACUUAAUCCCAUCCUGGCUGACCGACAGUAAAAAAGCUCGGCAAUUUUGUGUCGAUAUUACAGUGGCACGGGAGUACUUAAAGAAAAUUGUUUUGGAAUUUUUUCCUUCCAGUAUGAUCAACGUUUCAUCAGGAAAAUAUUCGUCAAUUGAAACAGAUUUACUGGACUACGUCUUGCAUGUCGGAGUUCGUCUUUUGUGUAAGUGCGAUGACAGAGAUUCGAUGAAGAUCGCUCACAACUUCUUGACAAGCUACCAGUUUAUUCAGAAGAGAAUACAGAAAAGCCGGAUUGGCGUGUAUUCUCUGAUUGGUGAUCUCAAGCUUUCUGCUGGUUGUCAGAAUCUUUCUGACACUGAAAAGGAAACUCUGCAAGGAGUUUGCAGAGCACUAGAAAGAAGUAUCCAUACUCUUUGGGAAUGUCCACAUCUUCUGCCUUCCUGCCUGCAAAUGGUGUCCAAAGCUGUCAAAUUAAACAUGACAAUUCCCGAUGGAGUGUCCACCACUCGGAUGGAGUGGAGUUGGCUUCCUUUCCCUGCUCCUAAAGCCCUUCAUAACAAGGUCAGGAGGUGCUUUGCUUUUUCACCUGAUAAGAAGUUACUAGCCCAAUUUAAAGACGGGUGCAUCUCGUUGUUCAAUUCAUGCUCCCUUGAAAGGUUGCUUGGCCCAGUCAAAGUAAACGAAGUGUCAGACGUAAAAGGUCUGGCAUUUUCUUCCUGUGGUAAUUUUGUCUUCUUUGGAAAAUUUGGCAGAGCGUUCUCAGUACAGCGAGGAAUUAUUGAAACAUAUGUCCCAUUACAGAAAGUUCAUCGUCUAUGUGAAUGGUGUUCAUUUACCCUUGAUCGACAACACAUCGUGGUGAAAUGUAACAGGUUAUGUACUCCCACUUGCUGGUUGUGCUUUUUAAAUCACCUUUGUUUGUGGGCCAAAUUGGAAAUUGAACGGAGCGGUGAAAGAGAACCCUUAUGUCGAUGUUUUCCUCACAAGCUGGAAGUGACAAGAAAAUACCCCCAAUUAGCAACGUAUCAGGGUUCGCGCAUUACAGCAAUGAGGCCAUUGUUAAAUCUCCUCAGCGAAAUGAAGUGCAAAGAAUGGUGUUCACUUUUAGAAAAGGUACAACUUGAUAGAGGAGAUUUGACUUUUCUGGUUCCAGAUUGUCUCAGGUGUAAAUUGUCAAGAGAUUAUGAGGCAUUAACCUUGAAAGAAGUUCGUCAGUUUGUUAUUGACCACUAUUCUAACAUAUUCAAGUAUCAAGUUUGGGAUGCCCGAACGGGUGAACCUGUGCUUAAUGUAGCCUUAUCUUCCGGUGUUGAGGUAUGCCACUUUAUUCAUUUUUGUCACCUAGGCACAGCAUUCGAGACAUGUCGCACACUGUUUACCGGCAUUGAUAAGGCUCUCUCACUCGCCAAUAUUGCUUUACUAAGCACUAUUUGUCAUCACCUUCUCUUCCAUGAAAGUCUUCUGGAAAAGUAUUUGUUUAGCAGCUUUCCACCCAGGCCAAUAGCGAUAUUAAAAUGGUAUUGCCCUCGUCCUGAUGGAACAGUUAGCUUUAUGGUGGAUAGCCAAAACGUGAAACGUGUCAUUAAAGAGAUCAGAUGUUAUGCUGCCUUGGAGGAGGAUGUAGUUGUUUCUAUGACUCAUGAGUCCCGUCUAUGUGCUCUCUGUCUCCAGACAGGCACCACGACUGUUCUAGACAGCUCCGAACCAAUUAUGAAGGUAUUGUACCGUGAAGCGGUUCGGCAUCUCGUUUUAACCAGCGAUGACACUAUUGGAGCGCCAGCCUCAUCGAAUUACUUAACCAGCGAUGACACUAUUGGAACGCCAGCCUCAUCGACUUAUACAUUUACCGACUUAUCCAACGGUGACACUUAUGAAGCAAUAGAAAAGGCGUCAGUCUUAUCGACAGUUUCACCAAUAAUAGCCUCCGAACUGGAAAAUCUCCCUGAUGAAGGUAAAAAAGUGUUUUUCUCUGACAGUGUACCUUGCCUAUCACCAGGAGUGAUAUGGGUGGCCAAACCGUUUGUUAAAGAUGCUGAGACUGUGGUCUACUUGUUUCGUGUAAGACAUCCACAUUAUCAGCAGCAACAUUCCAACAACCCAGAAUACGUCAUCAAGGAGGUCGCUCAAUUUGGUUUCACAAAUGAUCACUCAUUUUUCGUGUAUUUAAGUGUUCACACCUCACUUCACGCCCUGUCUCUACAAUCGGGUACCAUUCUGCAAAGCGUCUCAGGAGUUAGCCCGUUAUUCUUCACUUCUGAAGGGCACGUAGGCUAUCAUUUUCAGGCCGAUGACGAGGGUAAAACUCUGUUUUUGAAACACUUCCCUUGUGAUUUUUUGAAACAUUUUCUUAUACCAUCAGUGAAAAUUCCAAUGCAAGCAAACUUCGUUUCAGAGGACACUUUCUUGGUUCUUUGCACUGAUUCAUCAGUUUUGUCAUUUCAAGCAACUGGAGAUUUAUGUACCAAAACUAUAUUUGCUGAGCCUCCCUUGGACUCCGGUUUGCUUGGCCCUUGGCACGUACAGAAAUGCGCAUUUUCUUCGGAUGGAAAGCUAAUUGCUGCUCACCAUGGUAAGAUGAUAACGUUGCACGAUACAAUCGGAUCAGACGAUUGCAGUUUUCUGUGUUCAGUUUUUGAAGAUGAUCACGAGUUCAGUGUCCUUCAGCUUACAUUCUCGGGUGACAGUGCCUUACUUCUUUAUUGCAUAAGGAAUUGUCCUUUUGUCGUGUGGGACGUUAGGAAGAGAGAAACGUUAGCAUCAUUUGACCCACCUGGCCUUGUUUCUGAGGAUUUUUGCUGCUUCUUUACAGUAGAUAACAAAAUAGUUUUUUCCACUGAGCUUCACAUCGAGAUCUGGGAUCCUGCGAAGAUUACAAAUAAAGCAUCGACCAGACUGGAUGUCGACGUGCUCUAUAGUAAAGCUGACGUAAUCACCUACUGCACAGUGUCACGCAACAAUGAUCUAUUGGCUUGUUGCGUUGUGGAUAGAAUCUUACGCUACUCUCUUAACAGUCCUACCAACCCGCAGCUCGUUUUAAAGCUACCUCGCGCCCAUUUAGGUAAAAUCGAAUUUUGUCGGUUUUUAAAUGGGAAGCGCUACAUUAUAUCAUAUGGUAUUGAUGGUGCUGUGUUCUUGUGGGACGUACUUGAGCGGACAGCCAUUUCUUUCAUUAGAGUUCCAGUUGAGGGUGAAAACAUUUCCUUCAUGACUGUCUCCCCCAAGGAAGACAAAGUUGUUGGUUUUACUUCAUUUGGGAGAUUCUUCCAAAUAACGCUGAAUGGAUUAAAUGCUGAGAUU
Molecule: messenger RNA, 8528 nt
Organism: Porites lobata
Lineage: Eukaryota; Metazoa; Cnidaria; Anthozoa; Scleractinia; Poritidae
Source: the annotation of a GenBank genome assembly